Messenger RNA from Helianthus annuus (common sunflower), 1188 nucleotides. RefSeq names its product F-box/FBD/LRR-repeat protein At1g13570. Lineage: Eukaryota; Viridiplantae; Streptophyta; Magnoliopsida; Asterales; Asteraceae. The transcript is spliced from 3 exons. Gene Ontology annotation, molecular function: protein binding. Bases 1 to 1188 code for a protein of 395 amino acids. The record is from RefSeq and is a predicted model, not a curated record.
AUGGCACGUCAAGCAUCUGAGUUUACACCAGAAGAUUUUAUUAGCAUUAUGCCGGAUAACGUGGUAACUAACAUUCUAGAUCGAUUGCCAUUACAAGUUGCGGUGAGGACUGGUAUUUUGUCAAAACACUGGAGGUUUAAAUGGACUAUGCUUAGCCAACUUUCAAUUGAUGAGGAGUUCUUUAAGUAUUUAAUACUAGAAAAAGGCGUAAAUAAUUUUGGGGAAAUAAUAAGUAAGCUUAUUUUUCAUCUUAAUGGUACCAUAACAAAGUGUUUCCUUUUCCUCUACGAAAUGGAUGUUGAAGAUAUUAAUCGCUGGAUUUCAAUCUUGUCCAAGAAAAAAGUUAUCGAUCUCGCUAUUAAAAAUUGGUCUAAAACACAACUUGACUUGUCUACACAUCUUUUCUCUUGUUUAGAGUUGAAACAUUUGAAACUUCACAAGUCUAUUUUCAAUCCUCCAUCUAGAUUUCAUGGUUUUCCGAACCUAUUGAGCUUAGAGUUGCGUAUGGUACAGUUUGGAAUUAGCGACUUUGGUGAGUUUUUUACUCGGUGUCCCUUACUUGAGAUUUUGAACGUCGAUCAUUCUGUUUCUAAAGGUAACAUAAAAUUAGUAGAGAUUGCAAAGCUUAAAAAUCUCAAAGUAUUAUCUUUGUCAUUGUGUGAUCUUGACACUCCGACGAUCAUAAGUUCCCACAAUAUCUUUGAGCUUGUGGGCUUUCUUCCAAAACUUCAAGAGCUUGGUUUGGAUUUUCAAGACUACAAGUUGGCAGACGGUGCUCUAAUGGAGUUCCCCACCGCCUUUCCUCGCCUCAAGGCUCUUAAACUAUCAAGAAUAUAUUUAGGCAAUGGUAUUAUGUUAUCAUGUGCUUUUGAAAUGAUCAAACACUUCCCAAAUCUGCAGACCCUCGACCUUGAGAACACAGCAAUUCAACGUGAUGCUGACCCAAUUCCAGAGGUAGAUUACCGCCACACAUUGGGGCUUCGGGGUGUGGUGUUUAGAUCCUUUGAAGGUUCAGAGAGUGAAGUGUGUUUGAUAAAUUAUAUACUCGCUUGUUCGCCUUUUCUAAAAGAGAUUGCUAUUCAUCCCCGGGUGGAUCUAGAACACACUAAACAGAUGAUGUUUGCUAGGAAGUUGUUGAAGCUCCCUCGAGCCUCCCCGUUAGCUGAAAUCGAUUUCUACCCUUUUUAG